This is a messenger RNA of Folsomia candida, 1140 nucleotides long. RefSeq lists its product as uncharacterized. The coding region runs from base 1 to 1140 and encodes 379 amino acids. The record is from RefSeq and is a predicted model, not a curated record. The transcript is spliced from 5 exons. Lineage: Eukaryota; Metazoa; Arthropoda; Collembola; Entomobryomorpha; Isotomidae.
AUGUUUCCCAUAAAACUACAGAAAUAUUGGGUUAACAGCGUCGCACUCUUGUUAAAGUAUGGAAAUUUUGUAAACUCGGUUCCACUCAAGUAUUCCGAAAUUGAUGGUCAAUUUCUGGCAGUGAAGAGCUUGACUUCACUUUCUCUAAUGUUCACAACGUUGCUUGUUAUGACUUUGGACUGCACAUACAGAGUUUGGACAAUUUAUUCUCGGCCGACGCAACAAACCUCAAUACCUGAUUUUCUGGUCGAGAUGACAAAUGUAAUUGGACGAUCUGGCACUGGAAUAAUUGGCUGGGAGCUGUUCCUCAGAAGGAAACGGUGCAGUAUGUUUUUGAACAGCGUGGUCAAACUGGAUGCCAAUCUGAAAAGAAAAUUUGGAACAUUGCAUUCCUCGAGGUAUAAAAGCCUGGCUCGUUUCAUCGUAAUUGUCGCGAUUGUCUCUGCCCUCUACCCCAUCUUGGGCACGUUGCCGCAACAAAUUAAGGAUCGGCACCACCCUCAAUACUGGGGGUCCCAAUUCAUCCCUCGACCAGUCUAUGAUAAACCCCUCGUCGCGUUGCUGUUUAUCCUGUACGAAGUAAACCUUACCUUUGCUAACUCCUUCGCCGUCGGGCUGACCGUGUCGAUAUUGUAUUGCUACAUACAUAUUAAUAGUUUGUGGCUGGAAGUCGUUAAGAACAGGAAGUUUUCACACCAAGGAAUCCCAAUUUCGACCAGAUUAGAAUUAUUUUCAUCCCUAAAAAUUCUAAACAUUUUCAACAAUGAGAUGGCUGCUGGAAUUUUAUGGCCAACAUUUCAAAACACAUUGCUCGCCCUGCAAGUCCCCUCACAUGUUACGUUGAUCCGAUUUUUGCCCAAUGUGCAACCCAGCUUCGUCCUCAUGGUGGAAACAGCUCUGGGAUUGACGAUGAUUUUUCAGGGAAGGUGUAUUACAUCAGGGGCCAGAAUGUUCUCGAUUUCUAACCAAUUCAAAAAGGACGUUACCCAGUUUGGAAGCCGAUUCGAGAAAAAGGUGGCUAAAUCUCUGAACUCACUGCGAGUUGAAGUCGGCUCGUUUUACUUUUUUAAAAUGUCGACAUUUACAACAUUUGUACAAACCAAUUUGGACACUACGAUCAGUUUAUUACUUACGAUUUAA